This is a messenger RNA of Ilyonectria robusta, 1632 nucleotides long. RefSeq lists its product as uncharacterized. The coding region runs from base 1 to 1632 and encodes 543 amino acids. The transcript has a single exon. Lineage: Eukaryota; Fungi; Ascomycota; Sordariomycetes; Hypocreales; Nectriaceae. The record is from RefSeq and is a predicted model, not a curated record.
AUGGAGACUCCCAAGCGCGGCGAGUUUCUUGCCCGCUUCUUGGCUCGCACUCAACAGCUGGCCACCGAUAUUGAGGACUUUCAAUCACAAACCCCCCAAACUAACCGUCGUCAUGCCGUUCGUCAGCUCCUCCAACGCUUCUACAACGCCAUCUGCGACCUCAGCGAGUACAAGCCAGAGUCGCCUGUGGCUGACCAAGAAAUAAUCCAGGCCGACAAGGCUGUCCUAGAAGCCUGGUAUGCUCUCUUCGUCCCGAUCCGCGCCCUGUCGUCAUGGACAACAAUCCCGAACGGCUCGUUUCUCGCUGCACGUAUGGCGCUGUUCGUCAUAAUGGCCUUUAUGUUCCAAGACGCUCUCCCCUUUGACCUCCCACUAUCGGACCUUAGUCGAGAUAGAGUGCGGUUGCAGAUGGACUUUGGCCUCACGCUCAAUGAGACUCUGCUGGCCGUUCUGCGCAACAUCUGGCAGGAGAGUGGGAACAACGAGUCCUUUCGCUGGGCCAUGACCCAUCUGAAUCACGAAAACCACUGUAUCCGCACAGACUAUAACCAAGCCGCCAUGCUGGCUCUAUCCCCCACCGAGCUAUGGAAAGUCCCAGGAAUGACCGGCACGCAGCAAUGGGUGCCGGAGCCGGGCGCUGAGCCCAUCUAUGAAGGGUUUGACAUUGCCACCGUGGUAUCGUUUGGAGAACCAAGCCAAAUUGGGGGAAAACAGCCCGUCAUCAAACAGACGCUAUACUCUGAAGGCCCCAUCCGCUUCGACAUGACCUAUUGCCUAUUUGACGAUGACUCUGAAGAGUGGCACCACGGGCCGAAGCGGUGGCGGGCGUUACAAUUCAUCCUCGACGCACGCCAAAUCAUGUAUCCGCGGUUGGUCAAAGAACGAGAGCGACUUGCAAGCAGGGCCAUGGGUGGGAGGCUGCCUCUGGAAUUACAACGCUUGGUGCUCGAUUACCUGGAAAAGCCCGUUGAACAUCCGUAUUUGUCUCACCUGGACUUGUCAAGCGUGUACGCUCCGUUUCCAUCACUGGCAAAGGAGUGUGGCACAUGCGAACCGACGACCAAAGAGACAGCAAAAUCGGACAAACAAGUCACCUGCCCCCACAAGAGCAUUUAUAUUUGGAACCUGGCGUUGCGCACAUUUCACACAUUUCACGAGUCUGCUGAUGGAAACCUUUCUAUGUGCUUUCGCCUAGAUGUCUGUGCAGGCCACCAUGAAGACCCGGGCUGGGACAUUCCGCAUGAAGAAGCUCUUCGGGCUCAACUCGAGCGCAUCGUCAGGUCUCGCUGCGGGAGAGCUGCUUCUCUGAAAUCUGUCGGACUCGGACCCUUUAAGUUCAUGGAUGGUCCUAGGAAUUAUGCCGAUUUACAAACAUGGCUAGACCUACCUGCCUGCGGCCUAGACGAGAAGGAUUUUGAGACGGACCUGGAAAUGGCCAACGCAAUGGGUUUGGCCAACGGUAUGGUGCAUAACUUUGGGUUUUCACCUCGCUUUGGAAAUGAUCGCCUUUACCACGGGCAUUCGCGAAAGAAGCCUGCAUGGAUUUGGGCAUGGUCAACAAACGACAAGGAUCGGGCGAUGGAGGCUUUGAGGAAGACACAUAGAUGGUGCGUAUGGUGUGAUAUUAACUAA